AUGUACGACGAUAUUAUUUUGGUUUUACGUGACGGCUGGGGUGAUGCACAAUUUCGAUAUUGGGUUCAGAAGCAUUUCAUGCUUGUUAAAAUUGGUGAAAUACAUGUUGUAUAUAGUAAUGGAAAAGUUAGCCGUCCAGUUGUUACUUAUGAAGAACUUUAUACGAAAUUAAAUGAAUGCCAUAAGCGUGUAGGUCAUCAUGGAAGAGACAAGACAUGGGAAGAAGUACAUAAAUCGAUUAUCUCAGUUGGAUAUUUAACACGUAUUCAUAUGGAUCUUAUCGACAUGAGAUGCCGUCCAGAUGACAAAUUUAAAUGGAUUUUACAUGUGAAGGAUCAUUUUUCGAGGUUCUCUUGGGCUUAUCCACUUGAAUCUAAAGAACCCGAACUUGUAGCAGAAAAGCUGUUGAAUCAAUUUUAUUCAUUUGGUGCACCUCGAAUACUCCAAAGCGAUAAUGAAAAGGAAUUCGUAGCUCGAGUUAUAAGAGAUAUGAAAAAGACUUGGGUAGAUUUAGUCAUUUUAAAUGGUCGGAUUCGACAUCCCCAAACACAUGGUCUAAUCGAACGGAGUAAUCGUACACUUGGAAUGGUGUUAUACAAAUGGAUGCAACAUAAUCAUACCGAUAACUGGUCGGCAGGUUUAGGUCCAGUUGUGUACUCAAUCAAUACGAGUGUUGCUAAAGUAACAAAUAAAACCCCUUUCGAGAUUGUGUUUGGACAACGACCUAGAUCAGAUUUUGAAACGUGGAAAAUGAUUAGUGAAUCUGGUGUAGAAGAUGAGGAAAAUCUUCCUAAUGAUUUUAUUUAUGAAGUCAAUGAAUUACAUCAAUGUAAUAUGAUUAAUAAUGAAACAAAUGAUUUAAAUGAUAUUGACAAUAACAAUCAACUAAACAUUUUCGAUACUAGUAAUCAAAUACUUGAUCCAACAUGUCAACUUCAAUCACUAGCGUCGUCUUCUACUCAAAAUAUUAACAAUGCUGUUAGCACUCUUGAUAAAACUCGUGAUGAAACAAAUAUAACCUGUCCUCCUCACAAUCUUUUCGACUUUUAUGAUAAUGCUACUGCUCAAGAUAUUCUUGUUACGAAUAAUAGUGAAAAUAUUCCUAGUACAACUGAUGAUACAGUUAAUCAUAGGCAUAAGAAAAUUCGAGACGAAACAAAAGCUGAUUAUAUGAAAUCUAUCGCUAAAAGACAAAAGUUAUAUGAUAAUGCUAUAAAAAAACAACAGUACGAGCUGGGAGACCUCGUUGGCCUUCAAGUCGAUCAUGUUGAUCGCACGAAUACAACAUCAAAAAUUUUACCUUGUAAAGUUAUAUCUGUUCAUUCAUCGUUGAAUGAUUCUAUGAUGUACAAGGUGUGUACUUUGAAAGGUGUAUUAUCAACAGUAUAUGGUGUUCGGGAUAUCUUGGAUUUAAGAAAAUGUGAUUUUACUGAUUUACGUGAUGUUGAUCCGACAACUCUACCAAUAAUUACAUUUACAGAAGCGUGUAAAGAGUACGUUACAGUAGGUAUAAAUCCAGUAACGGAAGCAUGCAACUGUAAUGGUAAAUGUGCUACGAAAUCUUGUCCGUGUAAAGCUAAACACGUUAAAUGUUGUACAAAAUGUCAUCCACAAAAGAAACACACUUGUGCUAAUAUUUGUGAUCAAUAUAACUACUGA
This is a messenger RNA of Rotaria sordida, 1659 nucleotides long. Lineage: Eukaryota; Metazoa; Rotifera; Eurotatoria; Philodinida; Philodinidae. The record is from the annotation of a GenBank genome assembly.